AGGAUAUGUGGUCAUUAUAACAAGCGAAUCACACACGCUUGGUUCCUUCUUCCUUUCUUCUCCUUCUUCCUAUCUCCCCCUCUUUCUUAGUCAGCAGCUGUAAACUACUCUACCAGACGAAAAGAAAAUUAUGGCGACUUCUUCCAUCACUAUACCGACCAUGAGAACUCCGAUUCACGGAUCAAAAUUUCUAGGCCAAACCAAUCAAUUCUCAACUCCAAACCGGUCGAUGUUCCCGCUUCCAAAGCAGCAGCAAACAAACGUUCAUCAAGUAAAGGCCAUGGGUAAGUUCAAUCUAUGGGAAGUGAUGGGAGGAAGAGGACUAUGCAACGGAGAGAAAGGUAUUGAGAAGGAGCUCAAGAGGAACAUUGAAGAGGAACAAGAGACAUCAAAGGCUGAGAACGAGACAGAGAAAAAGAGCGAUGACACCACCUUGUCAUUUAAAGUACCUGAAGACGGUUUUGAGAAAGAAAUGAUGGGUCUCACAGGAGGGUUUCCUGGUGGCGAAAAGGGAUUGCAAACCUUCAUUGAGAAAAACCCACCACCUCCACCCACACCACCACCAACAAAACGAGGAAGUGAUGUAUCCGCAGUUGCUGCAGAUAAGAAACCAAAAGCGCCAGAGCUACCACUUCUCAUGCCGGGGAUGAUUGCUAUAGUUAAGAACCAGAACAGUCCGUAUCACAUGUAUUGUGGGAUUGUGCAGAGAAUCACUGAUGGAAAAGCUGGUGUCUUGUUCGAAGGAGGAAACUGGGACCGUCUCAUUACAUUCAGGCUUGAAGAGCUUGAACGAAGAGAGAAGGGUCCACCGGGUAAGAAUCCAAAGUCUUGUAUCCUUGAGCCUCUUAUCGAACAGAUGCAAAAGGAGGAGGCAGCACCAUAAGUGAUCUUUCCCUUCUUCUCUGUAUGUAAGUUCCUGUGAAUGUAUAUGUAACGUACCCUCUUUGCGUCUAGGCUACGAGAUCUCUGACUUGUUCAAAAAGAUCUUCAUCAUGUGAUAUAAGAUAUGAAUAAACGAUGAAUUCAAGCAUAAAACAUAGCAGGAAUUAGAAUGCACUCAA
Camelina sativa (false flax) is the source of this 1061-nucleotide messenger RNA. Its product is annotated as NAD(P)H-quinone oxidoreductase subunit S, chloroplastic. Gene Ontology annotation, biological process: photosynthetic electron transport chain. The record is from RefSeq and is a predicted model, not a curated record. NCBI's taxonomy places the organism in Eukaryota, Viridiplantae, Streptophyta, Magnoliopsida, Brassicales, Brassicaceae.